CCGAGCGCGCAAGUAAAUUUUCGUUUUGUUUGCUGCUCUUUUCGAGGAUUCUGCCGGCGAAUAUGAAACGCACCAAAGACGACGGCAAGGAGGAGUCAGGCGCCGACCCGGCUGGCCCCAGUGCCAGCAAUGGCACCGACGUCACAGCUCCGGGAGCUGCAACUUCGUCCAGUGCCUUGGCUGCCGCUGCGGUCGCGGCCUCGGUUCGCACAACGGGACGGGUGAAGAAACCCAAGCAGGUAUACGAUCCCUCCGACAACUACAUAUCCCGAGCCAGCAAUCGCAGCUCCCUGGCCGGUGGCGGAGCAGCGAGCACUGCAUCGGCCGCCGGGGUGGCCAGCAGUGAACAGUCGCCAACCGCAAAUGUGUCGGCAGUCGUCUCAGAGGCCAACGACUCGCUGGACUCGAAUCCCAGUCCUUCGGCAUCGGAGAAGCAGCAGCAACAGCAGCAGGCACCGCAGCCGCAGCAGAGCCGCAACUUUGACACGUGCCAGAAGUGCAGCAAGAGCGAGCCCAAGCGAGGAUCUGGUCACAAGAGCAACUUCCUAACAUGCAAGACCUGCAUGCAAAAAUGGCAUUUUCCCUGCUUGGCAGUGAACUUCGACAAUCUUGUCCUCGCCCGAAAGAAGUACAAAUGCGAAAAGUGUCGCUACUGCAAUCUAUGCAACAUACGUGGACGCAAUAUUCCCAUUUGCAGUGUUUGCGUUGAGCCCUAUCAUCCGCACUGCAACAACAAGGCUCUCAAGCCGAGCGCCAAAGCCAUCGAGGUUGAUCCCAAGUGGAAGUGUUACCGUUGCGAGGGAAGCAACAGCAACAUUAGCAAUCACGACAACAGCACCAUCAACAACACCAGCUCGUCUGGCGGAGAACAUGCAUCGCCAUUGGUUAAGAAGUCGAAUGCAGGGCGCAAAAAGCGCGUUCAGUCCGAUACGACUGGUCAGAAGAAGCCAGCCAAGAUGGAGAAGUUGGAGAAGCUUGAGAAGUUGGAGAAGUUGGAGAAGCUUGAGAAGUUGGAGAAGCUUGAGAAGAUGGAGAAGCUUGAGAAGAUGGACAAACCGGACAAAGUAGAUAAGCCGGAAAAGUUAGAGAAGCCGGAGAAGCUGGGAAAGUCGAAGAAGCCGGAAAAGCUGAAAGAGCAUAGCCCGCCACAAAAAUUCAAGAGGGAGCCGGAGGAUCCUGACGACCAGGACAACAACCAAGAGAAAAAGCAAAAGUUGGAGGAACCCGAGCAGAUCGAAGAGUCCCCGCCGAUUAAUAAUGAUGCUUCCUCACGUCUAUCGACACCCUCACCGUCACCCGCAGAAGCAACUGAUGCCACCACCGCCACCACCGCCGCCGUUGUGGACAUACAGAUAGAGACUGUGUCCACCUGGACCGUGGAACAGGUGGUCGACUUUGUUGGCAAGCGCUAUCCCAACGAGGCGAGUGCGUUCCGCUAUCAGGACAUCGAUGGCGCCUCGCUGCUGCUACUCACCCGUCAAGAUGUGAUGACCCGAUUCGGCCUGAAGCUGGGACCGGCGCUGCGCGUCCUUGAACUAGUCAUGUCCCUGCAAACAAAGUCCGAUAAUGUGUCCAUUGCCUGGUUGGAUUAGCCUCUGAUACAACUAGGACUGUGCGUUGUAUUCCCCUCUCUCCCAUCACUUCGCCCGUUCGCUUCAAGUGCUUAUAUUAAGUCUUUGGGCGACACUUUUCUCUAUAAGUUAUAUAUGCUAUAUAUUCGCGAAAAACGACUCGUUUAUUUCCUUUGAAUAUUAAAUUCAAUUCAAUAUUUUUUUUGAAAACCCAUUUACUUUUAGGUAACACCUUCGUUGAAACACACACAAUUUUAGUUUAAAUCGCUACGAAACAUCUCUUCAUUUAUUUAUGAUUAAGAAAAUGAAAACGUUUGAGUUUGUUUUUAGUUGUAAUUUACGUUAAAUAAAACGAAAAAGAAAACUGUUUUUGUGUUCUCAUUUUGAAUUAAAAAGAAACAGCGUUAAGCAGGGAUCCGCUCAGUGCGAAUCCUUAGUAUUCUGUACUUUAUAACACCUAUUAAACAUGCCCUAGCUUAUGAUUUUCAACUGUAUAAACACAUGUAUAUAAAAACAUAUAUAA
This is a messenger RNA of Drosophila kikkawai, 2094 nucleotides long. RefSeq names its product L(3)mbt interactor in ovarian somatic cells (gene Lint-O). NCBI's taxonomy places the organism in Eukaryota, Metazoa, Arthropoda, Insecta, Diptera, Drosophilidae. Gene Ontology annotation, biological process: negative regulation of DNA-templated transcription. Gene Ontology annotation, cellular component: nucleus. The record is from RefSeq and is a predicted model, not a curated record. Gene Ontology annotation, molecular function: chromatin binding; histone binding.